Messenger RNA from Zygotorulaspora mrakii, 2055 nucleotides. It is a transcript of the gene FRE6, whose product is annotated as putative ferric-chelate reductase. The transcript has a single exon. The record is from RefSeq and is a predicted model, not a curated record. Gene Ontology annotation, cellular component: plasma membrane. The coding region runs from base 1 to 2055 and encodes 684 amino acids. Gene Ontology annotation, biological process: intracellular iron ion homeostasis; copper ion import; iron ion transport. Lineage: Eukaryota; Fungi; Ascomycota; Saccharomycetes; Saccharomycetales; Saccharomycetaceae. Gene Ontology annotation, molecular function: ferric-chelate reductase activity.
AUGGUCAUCCUGGCAAUUUUCUUGUUGUUUGCAGGACUGGCAGGUUGUGAAGCACAUAAGAUGGACUCGUGGCAAUCCAAUUCUGUUUUGGGAUGUGGGGUGUACUUGUCCAAGAUGCAAUGGAUGUAUGAGAGCUCUUCUAAUUUCUAUUCAUCAAUUUGUGCAUAUGAACCAGCUUUGGGUUCAUGGAGUACGUGUAUACACGAUAUGCUCAAUGAUAGAAUGCCCAACGAGAGGGAUAUAAUAUAUGAGAAAACACUUACGAAUGUGAAGGAUAUAUGCCAGUUGGGAAACAAAAAAUUUGCGGAAGAAUUGACUUUUGAGCGUUACAAUGCUUCAAGAAACAAUGCAUCCAGAUACCUGUGUGGGGACGACGACACAUAUAUGAACAGUCCAUUAACGUGUCCCGUUAAAGUAGACAAGGCAAUGAGAGACCGAAUAGGGAAUGCAUAUCAUUACUACAGCUCAAAUUUCGAUAAUAGCUCGAAGUACGGAUCCAUGACUUAUGUUUAUUUUAUAGUGGUCGUUUUGAUCUCCUGUGCAUUCAAAGUCUGCAAAACAAGUGCGCUGUCGCGAUCGAUACUUAAAUAUAGGUUUAUAAACCUAGUACGAGGGUACCUAGUACUGCCGACUUUGUUUGGUAAGCAUGCGUCGCAUUUAGAAACUAAUUGGUUGUGUACCGGCCUAAUACCGACUACGUUCGAGAGUCUGAUGAUCCUUGGAUAUACCUUGAUCAGUGCCACAACUUUAGCUGUGAAGUAUCAGUUAGAUCCCUUCAAUUUUCUAUUCCCCUCAAAAUGGUUGCAGUUUAUAAGGCUUCUAGCUGACAGAUCGGGCAUUAUCGCCAUUAUACAGGUUCCAUUAAUUAUACUAUUCAGUACAAGAAAUAACAUUGUCGAAUGUUUGACUGGCUUCAAAUAUACAACUAUGAUAAUGCUCCACAAGUGGAUUGGAAGAGUCAUGAUUUUAGAGGCAUGCAUACAUUCAAUCGCCUAUGCCCUAUAUGCGACACUUUUACACUCCUAUAAGGCAUCAGCUGAUGAAGCAUACUGGAAAUUUGGUGUUAUUGCCAUGACUUCGUGUGUAGGCUUGCUGGUGCUAUCAAUGGGAAUAAUCCGGAAAUGCACAUAUGAGACAUUUUUGUACAUUCACAUUUUACUGGUCAUUGUAUUUUUCUACACUUACUUCAAGCAUGUCGAAUCAUUCGGUUUUGGCUCAACUAUAUACUUCCCGUUGAGCUUAUGGGUCAUCGAAAGGAUUCUACGUGUGGUACGCAUUUUGAGGUUUGGCUACUUGAAGGCAAGAAUACAGUUGAUUGACGAUGACUUACUUAGAAUAACCAUUCAACUUCCUUCCUGUCAAAAACAAAAGGCGUUCGAACCAGGUCAGUACAUUUUCCUAUAUUUUAUGCAGCCUUCGAUAUUCUGGCAGUCCCAUCCCUUCACUGUCAUCCAUUCCAACAACGAACUGACGCUUGUUGUAAAACCUAAAAAGGGUGCAACAAACACUAUGCUAAAAAAAGUGAGGCAAGUAAACGGCUUCUUGGAAAUAAACGUCCUCGUCGAAGGCCCGUACGGCUCACGUUCAGCAAUCAACAAAUCUGAUAGAUUACUGUUCUUAGCCGGAGGAACAGGAAUACCUGGUCCACUGUCGCAUGCCAUCGAGCUAGGAAAAAGGCAAAGCAAGAGAACAAUUGAUCUCGUGAUCACAGUGAGGGAACUUGAUAUUCUAAAAGCGUAUCGGAGCGAGCUCCUGCUACUCGAACACUUGCCUGUACAUCUUGUAAUUCAUCUGACGAACUCCAUUACCACCACCACCUACAGCAGCACAGAGGAAACAGAAAUCAUCACCAAACUUAAAUCAUUUGCAACCAUCCGAAACGGUCGUCCAGAUGUUGAGAAAUUAAUCAACGAAUCAUUGAAUAACGGCCCGCUAGCUAUAGUGUGCUGCGGGCCUGCUUCGUUUGUAGAUCAAACGAGAGAUUUCGUUGCAAAGGUUACAGUUGAGAAUCCAAGCGCACCUGUUGAAUACUUGGAAGAAUAUCAAUGCUGGUAA